AUGCCGUGUCCGUUACCAGAAGAGAUCUCGCUUGAAAUAAGAAAAAUAUGGAAAAAGAGAGUGCCACACCAUAUCAUGUUACAGAACGCUGAUGAUUGUAUCACGUUCACUAAUAGUCGAGAUAUCACAGUACAGGCGAGCAAUAGAAACAAUUUUAUUGAAGUUUGGGGAAAAUAUGGUUUGAUGGAUGACGGUAGUGUCCACUUUUUAAGAUGUUUUGUGAAAGAAAUAAAUCGCAAUAUUUAUAUCAUGCGGAUUCCUGUGUCCAAGGAUAAAAAGUGUCAUGCACAAGUUGAUCCAGAAUUGGUGGAAUUACCGGAAAACUGGUCAUGGAAUAAGAAGCAUAUUCUUGAAGAACAUUAUCCGUAUUGGUUUCGUUAUGAAACCUUUGAUAAUGAUGAAUGUAUUUUUCGCUCAUUGUAUAAUGGACAGUAUCUUCUUAAACAGACUGACGAUUUUAAAUCUGUAGAGUUUUUAUAUGUACAUGAGAAAGAGACUGAUUAUUUUAAACUACCAACUUACUAUUUCUUCAGAAUAUUUAAAUAUCAGCCUUCAAUAAGAUAUCGUCUUCAUCCAGACUUACAGAACCUCCUAUACCACCAUUUACCUAGGAUAAUAUCAUGUUUAAAAGGACAAAAUAUACAACGUAGGCCUACUUGA
Molecule: messenger RNA, 660 nt
Organism: Lottia gigantea (owl limpet)
Lineage: Eukaryota; Metazoa; Mollusca; Gastropoda; Lottiidae
Exons: 1
Coding region: 1-660 (219 amino acids)
Source: RefSeq, a predicted model, not a curated record